Arabidopsis arenosa is the source of this 2137-nucleotide messenger RNA. NCBI's taxonomy places the organism in Eukaryota, Viridiplantae, Streptophyta, Magnoliopsida, Brassicales, Brassicaceae. The record is from the annotation of a GenBank genome assembly.
AAAACACAAACUUUACAUCAAUAUAUUGUGGAUAAAUAAUUAAAUUUAAAGGAGAAAAUGGGAGAUAUGAGAAGCUUAGUGAAGAUGUUAAUGGUGGUUCUAUUUCUAGGAUGGAUUUUUAUUUGGAUUAUGAUUUCAACUGAUCUUUACAAAAGUAAAUGGACUCCAAAACUCGCCAAGAAUCUCAAUACUACUUAUUUUGGCCCUCAAGGCACGAAUCUUGUGCUACUCACAGUUCCAAUGAUGUUCAUUGCGGUUCUGAGUUGUGUUUAUUUGCAUACCCAGAAGAAACCAACCCAACCUCAAAGAUGGCAGGCAAAGUUUAGGGCUUUUGGACUGAGAAUGGGAUACGUGGGUCACUACUGCUGGGCCUUUUUGUUCUUCCCGGUGACAAGAGCCUCUACGAUUCUGCCACUUGUCGGGUUGACUUCGGAGUCAAGCAUCAAAUAUCACAUUUGGCUUGGACAUGUCUCAAACUUUCUCUUCCUCGUUCACACCGUCGUUUUCCUUAUCUACUGGGCUAUGACCAAUCAGUUGAUGGAGACCUUUGCAUGGAAUGCGACAUAUGUGCCAAAUCUAGCCGGAACAAUAGCGAUGGUCAUUGGAAUAGCGAUGUGGGUGACGAGUUUACCAUUCUAUAGACGAAAGAAGUUCGAGCUUUUCUUCUACACUCACCAACUCUACGGUCUCUACAUAAUCUUCUACGCAAUGCAUGUGGGAGACUCGUGGUUCUGCAUGAUCUUGCCAAACAUCUUCCUCUUCUUCAUCGACCGCUACUUGAGAUUCUUACAAUCCACAAAGAGAUCCAGACUUGUUUCCGCUAGGAUCUUACCUUCAGACAACCUUGAACUCACUUUCGCCAAAACCUCAGGCGUACAUUAUACCCCAACAAGCAUAUUGUUUCUACAUGUGCCAAGCAUUUCCAAGCUUCAAUGGCAUCCAUUUACUGUGACUUCGAGCAGCAACUUAGAGAAAGAUACGCUAAGUGUUGUGAUCAGACGACAGGGAACUUGGACUCAAAAGCUUUACACACAUCUCUCUUCUUCCAUUGAUUCUCUCGAAGUUUCUACUGAAGGUCCUUAUGGCCCUAACUCUUUUGAUGUCUCGAGGCAUGACUCUCUAAUACUAGUGGGCGGUGGUAGUGGAGUUACACCCUUCAUCUCGGUGAUCAGGGAACUCAUAUUUCAGAGCCAAAAUCCGACCACAAAGCUACCAGAUGUUCUUCUUGUUUGUGCCUUUAAACAUUACCAUGAUCUUGCGUUUUUAGAUUUAAUCUUCCCAUCGGACAUAUCAGUCUCAGAUAUUUCUAAGCUGAAUCUCCGAAUUGAGGCUCAUAUUACAAGAGAAGACAAGAAGCCCGAGACAACUGAUGAUCACAGACUUCUUCAGACAAAAUGGUUCAAACCGCAGCCUCUAGACUCUCCUAUCUCACCUGUUCUUGGAUCCAACAACUUCCUCUGGCUCGGAGUCGUGAUUUUAUCAUCAUUCAUCAUGUUUCUCUUGCUCAUAGCGAUUGUCACGCGUUACUACGUAUACCCUAUUCAACAUAACACAGGAAAGGUUUACAAUUUCUCGUAUAGAACGCUUUGGGACAUGUUCUUAGGAUGUGUGUGCAUUUUCAUCUCUUCAAGCAUAGUUUUCUUAUGGCGCAAGAAACAGAACAAAGAAGGAGAUAAGGAGUCCAAGAAGCAGGUUCAGAGCGUAGAGUUUCAGACUCCCACGUCUUCUCCAGGGUCAUGGUUCCACGGCCACGAGAGAGAGCUCGAGAGCGUUCCCUAUCAAUCUAUAGUACAAGCCACUUCAGUCCACUUCGGCUCCAAACCUAAUUUGAAAAAGAUUCUAUUUGAGGCAGAAGGUUCCGAAGACGUUGGGGUGAUGGUUUGUGGACCAAGAAAGAUGAGACAUGAGGUUGCAAAGAUAUGUUCAUCUGGUUUGGCUAAGAACCUUCACUUUGAGGCAAUUAGUUUCAACUGGUGAUUGAUUCCAUGUCCCAACUAUAUAUGUUUGUUUAAUUUAUUAUAUUCAUCAUAAUGACCGUUGAUGUUUAAAUGGGUUGCUGUUCAAUAUUUUUCUUUUGUUGGUUUAAUGAUUAUAAUUACUAUGAAGCUUUUAUUUGAAAGAAACAAUUCUGUUUAAA